CUUUUAUAGAUAAUGUUUAACGUGCAAAAAAAGUCAUCUUAUUUUAGGAGUGAACCUAUAGAUUGAGUAUGGGGUUCCUCUCCCUUGAGUGAACGAAGGAUUUUACAAAACUAAGAUAUACAUGUAUCAUUAAAUGAGUGUUUUGGUAUCCUCCUGUAAGUUAACGAAAUUAUUUUGAUAAAGCUGAAUGUCCAAUGAUCGUGGGAACAGUGUGUGAGCAAGUCAUCAUAAAACAGACCCUGUCCUACCGAAUCAUGAAGAAGCAACGAGCAUGACUGGAAAUAAUGAAGGCAAUGGUUCUGACGUCGUAUCUGGAUAUCAUCUUGGUUCUUUAUCUGGUCCCUAUAGGAAGUGCCAGCAGCAUUACUUCUCCACAGCAGACUGAUAUCAAAUGCUGCUCAUGGAUGAUUUACUUAUCAUUGUUCAUAUUAAGCUGUGUGAUCACGUGGUUCGUCUUAACUUUAUUCGUUGUGAGUUUCUACGUCUAUAGACGAUCUUGUACAAAAACAGACUGCAUUCAACGAUGUAUGAAUAAGAGACAAAAUCAUGAGACUAAGAUUGAAAUACGCUAUCAACGUGCCAUCAGAUACGACAUCGCCACAGUACCAUUACUAAGUGAUGUCAAUGAGUUUGAAAGGAAUGGACAGGAGAGAUGUUUCGGUGCAUCAAUGAAAGACUAUAUCAGCAGUAAACCACCAAUGCCUAUCUACCCAAACAUUGAAAGCGGUUCAAACAAGAGAUGGGAUCCAGGAUUAGAUGACAAACAUUGUGAUAACCAGUCUCAAUUGUGGACAUAUUUUACAGAAAAGGACAUCUCCCGCGAGAGGACGGACAAUAAUUAGACGACACAUGGAAUCAUAAGUGAUGAAACUGGAUUACUUUAAAUAGAAGCUUAAUGGGGUUUUAAUGAGACAAUACAAAGAUUUAUAAUUUAUAAGGUGAUUAGCUUUUCUCCCUGGCGAAGCUAGCUUUAUGGAAAGCAACAUUGGAAUUACAAUUACCAUUUUCAAUUUUGAAAGUUUGUUUUUAGAUGCUUUUAUUUGUGUUUGUGUGUUUCCCAAACGAUUCCUGAAAUUCGUUUUUGUAUUACAGAAAAUUUGUUAAAAGUCUUCUGCCAUCAAAAAGUAUGAAAGUAAGCCGUAUAAUUUCUGUCGAUUCGCAGCGAUGUAGGUUUAUGACCUUUCUUUCUCAAACUUGUUAAUGCUCCAAACCCAUUUCUCCAGGUUAGAUAUAAUAAAGUUCGCCAUUAUAUGCUUUGCGCGCAAAAUUAAUUACUCACCCCACUUAUAUCUCAUCACAUAAAGUUUGAAUAUGCAAAUAUAGUGAUGGCGUGGUUGUAUAUAGUGAUGGGGUGAUGGACGACGACGCGACGGUGAUAAUGACGAUGAUGAUGAUGACGAUGAUGACGACGACGAUGAUGAUGAUGAUGACGACGAUGAUAAUGAUGAUGAUGACGAGGGUGGGACUGCUUUUUACAUACAAAAUUAUACAUUAUGUCAAUACAUAAUUUACGGAUAUAAUCUCAACCAGUCAACGGCUUGAUCAUAAUUAUGAGAAGAAUCGGGCGAACAAGAUAAAAUGCAUCAAUGUUUUCCCAUUGAAAAAAUAAUUAAGAAAUAUAAAUAUAUAUAUAUAUUUUGUUCUGUUCUUUGUUCUUUUUGGACCUUGAAACAUAAAAAAAAUAAAUCAAUGUUACAAGCCAAUAGCGCAAAUCAAUGUCAAAUAUUGGUUGUAUUACCGUACCUGGCACUGCAUGGUGUGUUCAUUUUCAUGUUUAUUGUAAUCAACGAAUAUACAGUGUACGAAGCGAGGCGUCGAAAAUGGGAAUUUGAAAAGGUCAAAAGGAGAAAGAAAGAAAAAUAAUUACGAAUUAGACAAUGAAACCAAUCAAAGAUUAAUCUUCACAUGUCACAUUUUGGUUAAAAGCCAAGCCUGCCUCAACAAAAAGUUGGGUUAAAAAGGGAUAACUGAACUGAACAACAAUGUAACAAAAGAAAAGGGUGGAAAUGAAGGAAAUGGAUCGAAAAUGGCUAAGGAGUAUGAGAGUUUUCAUCUCUUGGUUUGUAAAACGCCUAUCCUAGCUUUGUCCCGACUUACCAUGUUCAUCACCCCUUUGAUGUUUCUUAAAUUGAAAUAUAACAUUGACAGUUUUAGGAAAAUCGGAUAGCAUGAGAAAUUUAUAGAAUUUUCAAUUUUCACUUACUUUUCACAGAAGUGCUGUCACAUACCUUCUAUUUUAUUUCUUGCUACGAUGUAAAAGCUGGUUUCAAAUCCUUAUAGAAUUCAUUGGUUUGCUUCCAGAUGGAGAAUAUCGAAUCAACCAUUAUCAUUAUUGUAAAUCACUUACAAUAAUGACAUCAAACCUUUAUCAAAUGAAUAUCUUAAAUUAUUAUGAUUUUUGAGAAAUAUUGAGUGAGUGACAUCCCAAUCAUGGGCCGAAUUAUAUAAAAAUAAGUGAAAUUUAGAAAUGUAAACUUUGUUAAAUGUAGUAAUAAAGAUCCCUUGUACUUUCUUUGAUAAUAAUGAAAAGUAACUUGCAGUAUAAAACAACACAAAUAAUAAUCUUGAUAAUAACAACAGUAGCUCUGGAAAAAAUCCAGUGUUGUGUAAGAAAUAUAACAAUAAUCACAUCUACUGUUGGUGCUAUGUCAAUUUCGGAUAUAAUUACAUCAACCAAAGUUCGAUCAUGAUUUUUUUAAGAACCCCCCCCUCCAAAAAAAAAGAAGACAGAUAUAAAUACGGUAUAGCGCCAUAUCUAUAGCUGAAAAAAUAAAGUGUCUUAAUUCACUUUAGGUCUUCCCCAGACAUAAAUAAUCAUAUCUGAUAAAUACAUGUCUGGAAAAAUAAUUAAAUAAAAAUAC
Molecule: messenger RNA, 2861 nt
Organism: Lytechinus variegatus (green sea urchin)
Lineage: Eukaryota; Metazoa; Echinodermata; Echinoidea; Temnopleuroida; Toxopneustidae
Exons: 3
Coding region: 285-842 (185 amino acids)
Source: RefSeq, a predicted model, not a curated record